Fomitopsis serialis is the source of this 1812-nucleotide messenger RNA. RefSeq lists its product as uncharacterized. NCBI's taxonomy places the organism in Eukaryota, Fungi, Basidiomycota, Agaricomycetes, Polyporales, Fomitopsidaceae. Gene Ontology annotation, molecular function: protein binding. The transcript has 3 exons. The record is from RefSeq and is a predicted model, not a curated record. Bases 288 to 1661 code for a protein of 457 amino acids.
CUGACGUUUAUUAGCAACCUUGUAACAAAGACUACGGACUGCUUGAUCGCUGGCAAUGGCCCCCAUUCUAUUCGUUGCUAUUGACCACCAUCUCUCUGGGAACCUUGAGCUUACUAGCACGUCCGAAGCCUGCUUGAUGAACUUCUCCGACCAAAGCACCGAAGUUAUGUCCAGAUGGCCACCUGCAUGAUCAGAUAUUUCCCCGCAGCGUCACGGCUUCCGGCGGGCAAAGGGCAGCACAAGGGGUAUAAAGGCAUGAGGCAACUUCAAUCUCCUCGAACGCCUUCAUGAGCCUUCCAGCUGUCGUCGCCGAGUCGUCGACUGUAGCCCAAAUGCCGGAAGCCGUCAGGAAUGUAUGUGAUUUGCCAUAUGAUGUGCUUUUCGAGCUCUUUCGCCACCUGUCUGCGGUGGAUGUCACCUCUUUGCUCAAUACGUGCAGGGGCGCGCACAAGCACACUCAGGAUCCAUCGAUCUGGCAGCGAUAUUGCAGUCAAUACGGCCUGCGAAGCGUCGUCAACUUCGGUGGACUGUCCUUCUACACAGUCUACACGCAGUUGUUGCAUCCAUAUGGUCCCCUGCUCGGCCUCUGGGCAAGCGACUACCCCUACCGAGGAAACAUCAUCGAGUUUCGGCUCAUCCCGGGCGACGACAAGGAACAGGGGGGAUUGUCGACAUCCACCCGCCAUCCUGUUUUACCGAACUACGUUCGCGCUCUCAAGAUCGGUUUCGAUGCGCCAUUCGUGCCCUCUCCCAGAACCACGAUAGCAUCCCAAGCACCGUCUCCACGGAGUCCGAACGAUGUCCCGCCCAAGGCCCGUGUGUCCUGCAGCGUUCUGCCACCGGUCGACCAUGCGCACUGGCAUUCCACGUACGUUGAGGUCGUUCCCCCCAGUAGCUAUGGCUACUUCAUGCAAGGCUAUCGCAAACCCUUUCCCCACCCUGGCUUCCCUCCCCUCGACGCAUUGUGGUAUGACUCGCCGCGCGGUCUUCCACACCUGAAACCGUCCAUCCCUGUUCUCGUCGACCAGCGCGAGCUCGUUCGGAUCUAUCCCGCCGUUCGCCUCCCCAUUAUCUUUGCAUCCACGACACCACACAUGAAACCUGCAGCCAUUUCAAUACACUGCUCGGGUGGCGAUGACCGAUGUACCCAGAUGUACCAGCCUGCUCUACCGUUCGAUGAUCUCUCUACGGCCCCUCCGCGCUACUACCCGCUCCGUUGGGACAUCCGCGCCGGCGUUGAUCCGAGCGACGCAGAUUGGAAACUUGGGACCUUAGAAGGGCUUUGGCUCGGAGUAUUUGGUCCAUACGGGACGGAAGUGCUGCAUUUGACAUGGCACCAAGAGGAAGAGGAACUGCGCGCGAUCAAGCUAACUGGGGACGCGAAUGUACCGAGGGGCACUCUUUCGUGGACGUUGCACGCCUCCUCCAACGCUUCUCCGCCGAUACCGACCUCAGCGGAGUGGACAAGCGAACUGCCUGGUGGUUGCCUCGUUUACACGGGCACCGGCACGAUCAGCGAACGCGGGUUCCCGUACGGAAUCACGGUCCCCUUGAGCAUUGCGAUCCUCAAUGCGGACGACAUCCAUAUUUUCUGGGAUCAAAUGAACGACACGCGUAUCUACACGCGUUACAAGGGUCGUGAGGGUGGUGCCGGGUGUUAAGACCGUUCUCGUUGACUCUCAACCAUCUUCACAUUGCCAGCAUACCUCGCCUAACUUACCGGCAUCGAAGGUACUCAUGAUGAUGAUUCGCGGGAUGAUCAAGACCGGGUCUGCUAACUGCAGCCGGAUGUCGGUUCUGUAAGACAUGGGA